UCUUGCUCUAUGUAAAUAUGUACAGUUAAAUCGUUGCGACUGUUUGAAUAAAAGUACUUGAUGUGUGAAGAUCAGGAGCGUUUGAAAAUUGUAAAAUGCAUAUACUUUAUUUAUGGAAUAUUGUGAAAUGAAAUAUGAAAAUCUUCGAAUAGGACUUUUAACUUGAUUUAUCUGCUUUAAACGGUGGAAAUAGUCAGCAAUGCUUCGUGAAAACUAAUAUAACGAACAAAUCAAAAUAAUGACAUCAGCCGAGAAAGAACAAUUUACGGCAAGUGCGGACAAUGGCUCUGAGAAAGCGUCUAAAAGUCGCCCCGACGGAAACAGGGUGAUACCAAAAGACAUGUUGUGCGGACUAGGGCCCUGCAAACCAAUCGCGAUUCAGUUUUGCGCCCGAAUGGGGAUAUUUGUAGGCGCCUACAGUUUCUGCGGACUGAUGACGUCAGUUUUGAGCAUGUACAUUUCAUCACAAAUCACGACAAUCGAAAAGCAGUAUGGACUGAGUAGUUCUCAAUCCGGGUUAUUGCUGAGCUGUAACGAUAUCGGAUUCCUUCUGACAACACUGCUGGCGAGUUAUUUCGCGCGCAAAGUUCAUAUACCACGAGUCCUGUGGCUUACAGUGGUCGUGUAUGGAAUAGCUGGCAUUAUCUGCUCUAUGGCGUACUUCGUUUCAAGAGAUUUCGUCUUUGAGCAGGCGGAACAUCUCUCACAGAUUCUGACCGCCAGAAACGCUUCCAACAAUGCAAAUUACUCAGUGGCACAGUCCGUACCGUCGAGGCAAUAUCCGAUGUGCAACAGGCAUCAUCAAACAGCAGACGUGUAUUCUUUGCCCAGGAACGGUUCCACCUGCGACGUACAUGGUGCAGAGACCAGCUUUGGAGUAGGCGAGCCAAACAGAUACACGCACCUUGCAAUGGCCUUCAUUGCAGUUGGUAUGAUUCUGCAGGGACUUGCUAAGGCUCCCCGCUACCCUUUCAUCACGACGUACGUGGACGAUAACGUCAACAAAAAGAACACCGCGAUGUACAUGGGAAUUAUUUCCGGUGUGGGUAUAUUUGGUCCCGCUAUAGCAUUUUCGGUCGGGGGCCUGUUUAGCAGACACUAUGUUACUUUGCAAGAUGUUCCCAUCACUCCUAGACAUCCGGCCUGGAUAGGCGCCUGGUGGCUGGGCUUCGUCGUCUUUGGCCUAAUAUCCAUCGUGAUAUCCUUUCCGCUACUCCUUUUCCCGCGCAAACUCCGUCCGCGCCCUCGAGGGCAGAAGGCAUUAAAAAGCGACUCUGGAUCAACGUUUCAAAGGGCCAUUUUAGAUUUUCUGAAAUGUCUAUUCCGGCUUAUCAGUAAUAGCGUUUACAUGCCCCUGAACGCGAGCACGUGCAUUCUGUUGUUCGCGGUCGCUGGGAUGAUUGCCUUCGGUGCCAAGUAUCUGGAGACACAGUUCUUCAUCCCCGCAUGGAAAGCCAACAUCCUACUAGGUAUGAUGAACAUCGUCGCCGCCUCGGCCGGAACUAUCGUUGGGGGUCUGGUGGUGACGAAGAGGAAAUUGUCGCCGGUGGCGUGCACGAAGAUGCUGCUGUCGGUCGGCUGCCUCUCACUUGUUCAGGUUGCACUGGGGUUCGUGUUCGGGUGCGGCAAUGCGGACAUCGUGGGAUUUAACACCAAGAGCGUGGACGGUGCAACGAACGGCACCUGUGCGGAGUCUUGCGGAUGCGACAACAACACGUACUUCCCGGUUUGUGGAGCGGACGGAAGUAACUACAGGUCGCCGUGUCACGCCGGAUGUGCCUCCUACGAAGGGAUGUCGUUCGGCGCGUGCACAUGUAGCGGGGGCGCGGCCAGCCCGGGCCUGUGCGAGACCACGUGCGGCAUGCUGUACCCAUACCUCGUGAACAACGUGAUUGGUGCCUUCCUCGGCACACUCGGCAUGAUGCCCGGCUUCAUCGUCAUGCUUAGAAGCGUAAGCGAGGGAGACAAGUCCAUGGCUGUGGGGUUUUCGUCUCUAAUGUCGACAAUCUGUGGAUGGUUUCUAGGACCAAUUGUGUUCGGAAAACUCAUAGACACCGCGUGCGUCAUUUGGAGCGCUUCUUGUUCCGGUAAAGGAGCAUGCGCACUUUACGACAACAUUGAUAUUCGGAUAAAAAUGCACUCGUACCAGCUCGUACCCAAAGCGAUCGCAAUUCUUCUCCAGGUGUUUGUGUUCAUCAAAGCGCGAAAGAAGACCGACUGGAGCUUGACACAUGACGACGCCGAGGCCGCCGACAGAGAAGAAGGCGACGUGGCGGAAGCUAUGAUUGAUCAGCAAAUGGAUACGUAUCAUCCGUCCAGCUGGAAACCUGAUCCAAUUUAUAAACAAGUCAGCAAUCCAUCAAGCUGAGCUCUAACGUGAAUAAGGUUAACUCUGCAACUGACGAAUUACAUUAAAUUCGUUUACAAUAUAUUACAUGUAUUAUGUAAUGUAAUAAUGUAAGGCCGGAUGAAAAGAAGACCAGUGGGAAAAUGGCGAUUUGGUUCCGCUGUACGAGAAUGUAUUCCCGAUAAUUAAUCAAAUAUGGGUACGAAGAUUCAAUUUCAUUAACACGUGUUGUCACGGUAUUCGAUGGUUUUUAAACUUUGGUUUUCAGGCAAAAUGUGCGUAAAAAAUUAUAGUACAUGUAUCAUACUCGUCGAUUUAAAUUCGUACUUUUGUCGUUUCGCGUAUUCCGAAUCCCACAAUAGUAUUAUCUAUGAAAUGGAGAGGUCGAAAUAUUACGAUUAUAGAGGACAUAUCCCUUUUCCACAACGAUUUCACAAACAUUUAUGACAGGCUUGUUUACAUAACACAACAUGAAUAUAUUACUGUUAACUGUCAACAUAUUUAAUGAUAAAACCGUAAAUAGCGUAUAACAUAUUUAAUGAUAAAACCGUAAAUAGCGUAUACAAUUGUUCUCUUAAUCGUUAUCAUCAGUAUACUAACACGCAUGUAUUAUUAAAUAUAAAUAAAUAUGUAAGAAACUAUAACAUGAAUUUUUAGUAAACAUGCGAAAAGUG
This is a messenger RNA of Dreissena polymorpha, 3021 nucleotides long. Its product is annotated as solute carrier organic anion transporter family member 2A1-like. The coding region runs from base 239 to 2368 and encodes 709 amino acids. Gene Ontology annotation, molecular function: protein binding. Gene Ontology annotation, biological process: sodium-independent organic anion transport; transmembrane transport. NCBI's taxonomy places the organism in Eukaryota, Metazoa, Mollusca, Bivalvia, Myida, Dreissenidae. The record is from RefSeq and is a predicted model, not a curated record. The transcript is spliced from 11 exons. Gene Ontology annotation, cellular component: membrane.